Cryptococcus wingfieldii CBS 7118 is the source of this 753-nucleotide messenger RNA. RefSeq lists its product as hypothetical. Bases 1 to 753 code for a protein of 250 amino acids. Lineage: Eukaryota; Fungi; Basidiomycota; Tremellomycetes; Tremellales; Cryptococcaceae. The transcript is spliced from 4 exons. The record is from RefSeq and is a predicted model, not a curated record.
AUGGCGGCCAGGAGACAGAACAAAAACGUCCUCGGAACAAGGAGGCCCGCGGUGGGCGCCCAUGCUCUCAAGAAAGUGAGCGGGCCCGAUGAAAACAGCAUUGCCAGGGCAAAGGCGCCUCGGGCCUCAUCCAAGACUCUGGCUUUGGGCAACAAGCCCCCUGCGAGUGAGCCCAAGGCAGAGUCGGGAAAAGCACAGAACGCGAAGCUGGAAAAUUCAUCUACAGCCAAACCCACAACCACCCGCCGUUCAGCCCUCUCUGCCGUCUCCGGGACUCCUCUCCGCCCAGUCCUCGCAUCCAAGCAAGCAAGUGCCGGACAAUCCGCCAGUACUACCACGAAGCAUUCCCAGAAAUCAGCCGCGAAACCAACACCCGGGCUCAAGUCUUCAAUCCCCGUCGCCACCCCAUCUACCAAGGCCCGUGUGCCUGCUAGUGCAGCGAAGACCAAGAAGACGCUGAGUAUCUAUACCCCAGCCAAAGAGGCCAGUAAGACACGGAAGAAGGUAGCACACAGUUCUCUCGAGUACAUGCCAUCUCCUGUCCGAGAAAGAGAUUACCAACCACUUGCCAUGGAAUUCUCCAGAGAAGACGAUGGUAUCUUCACAAUGCCCAGUGAGCCCGACCUUGACUUGGGCCUUGACAUUGGUCCGGAUGAGCCGUCCCUCAUGAGGCCAGAGCUCGGACCUGAUCUUGACCUGGAUCUCGACUUGGAUCUCUCCCUGAAGCUUGACGACGAACCUCUUGUGAUCUGA